This is a messenger RNA of Cadophora gregata, 600 nucleotides long. RefSeq names its product iron-binding protein (gene ISU1). NCBI's taxonomy places the organism in Eukaryota, Fungi, Ascomycota, Leotiomycetes, Helotiales, Ploettnerulaceae. Gene Ontology annotation, cellular component: cytoplasm; mitochondrial matrix. Bases 1 to 600 code for a protein of 199 amino acids. The transcript is spliced from 2 exons. Gene Ontology annotation, biological process: intracellular iron ion homeostasis; iron-sulfur cluster assembly. The record is from RefSeq and is a predicted model, not a curated record. Gene Ontology annotation, molecular function: 2 iron, 2 sulfur cluster binding; ferrous iron binding.
AUGUUUCGAAGAGUCUUGACGACAUCUGCUCGGUCGACGGGCAGAGCGCUAUCGGCCAGACCCGCCACCCGACUCACAGCUCCUCGAGUCACAUCUCCCAUCGCGGUCGCAGGCCGACGACAGUAUCACGAGAAGGUUCUCGAUCACUAUUCUCGCCCACGUAAUGUUGGAAGCAUGCCCAAGGCGGACACCGAUGUGGGAACUGGUCUCGUUGGCGCACCGGCGUGCGGAGAUGUGAUGAAGCUUCAGAUCAGAGUCGACCCAACCAACAACACCAUCUCGGAUGUUAAGUUCAAGACUUUCGGUUGUGGUUCGGCGAUUGCCUCCUCAUCAUACUUGACUGAGCUGGUACGAGGGAUGACUCUGGAGGAAGCUGGUCGGGUACGGAAUACGGAGAUCGCAAAGGAGCUCUGCUUACCCCCUGUCAAACUACAUUGUUCCAUGCUUGCUGAAGAUGCCAUCAAAUCCGCCAUUACAAACUACUACUCGAAGAACCCGAAUGCUCGCUCAACAGACUUGGGAGGCACUGGCUCCAGUAUGCCCAAGAUUGAUGUUGAGACAGUGAUGGAGCCUGCAGCAUCUCAGACUGCUACCGCGUAA